Molecule: messenger RNA, 1998 nt
Organism: Vitrella brassicaformis
Lineage: Eukaryota; Vitrellaceae
Source: the annotation of a GenBank genome assembly
GACCCAUGCUUCGGCUGCUUUCGUUCGCCGCCCUUCUUUGUCUCUCACGGGCCUUCUUCCCCUCCGUCCAAGACGAAUGGCCGGAGCAGAAGCCGACGGAGGAGCCCGAGCCCCCGACAACUGACGAUGGGACAGACAAGGACCGUGACGUGAUCGAUUCCGUCAAGGACAUUGUCAUGGACACAGUCGAGGACAUCACGACUGCCAAGGACAUCGUCAGGGACACCGUCAAGGACAUCAUAGACCUACUUCUGGGCAGUGGUCGCUUGAGCGCGGACUCUCAGAGUGUGAAGGACCUUUUCAGGUACAUGUAUCUUCUGGACGGCCUCGCUCCAUCAGUCAAUCAAGACAGUGCGCCAGGCCAAGGUACACGCAAGAGGGGGUCGACUCAUGUGAAGAUUUCUUAUUGUCCGUGCGUGUGUGUGUUUCCGUUUCAUGCUUCUGCUUCGACAUGACAGUGUGCGCAGGUCUGUGCAGCAGUUGAAGAGCUGGAUGCCGCGCCAUACUUGUCCAUUUCUGCGUUUUUGUCCCUGGCUUUGUUUGUGCUGUCUGCAGGGGUCACUCCAUCUCUCGCGGGCUUGCGGCUGCUCGACCUCAAGAGGCCGCAGUCCGAGGGUAGCGCGAAGACGAUCAAGGACGGCACGACUGACCUGGUGAUUCCGGCUGAGAUGGGUCUGGACUUCACCUUCACGGCCGUUCCCGUCUCGAUAUGCGUCACGGCCGUCCAGUUCCUCCUAUUCGACGUACGCUGCGUCCAUCCACCCCACUCACAGACACACACACAUGGCCUCUGUGUGUGUUGCUUCGUUCAGGCCAAGGGCAAUUUCAUCGACUGGGACACGUACGACAACACGCACACGCACACACGCACACACACACACACACACACACACAUAUGCGCCUUCGUGCCUUUACUGCUCAGCCUUCGAGACCCUCCGUAUCUCGAGAGCGCCAGCCGGGGCACCAGGGGAGGACCAUUCACGGCCUUCGGCAACACCGAGCCGAGCGCUGGCCGGGAGGCGGAGGCUCUGUCAGCUCGUGAGGCCAUCGCCGGACCGGGCACAUUCACAUUGGCUGCCCUACCCUUUAACGGAGACAUCGAGGGAGACGACAUCGAAGUUACAUGUACGGAGGCUAACUCAGUGAGGCAAGUCCUGCCGCAAUUGUGCGCGUCUUUGCUUGCAGUUUCAGUGCCUCCCUCUCUUUAUCUGAAGCCGAAGUUCCUGGGCAGCGACGAGUGAUUGGCGGACACCGCAGCCACUUGUCUUUGCGUUGCACUUGCUGUGUGUGUGUGUUAGCGAGUGAGUGUGUCGGCGUGGAUUUGGUGGCCGUCUCGGGUGUCAGUCGGUGGUGCAGGAGGCAAUGACCUCGCGAGAGGUCCACCCGAUCGCUGCUCAUCGGCACAUUCGACACAAACCAAGAGAGAGACUUCAUGUGUGUGAUGACUGAGAGCGCAUGCACAAAGGUCGUUACCCCUUUUUCGUUCGUCUCACACUCUCUGUCCUCUUGUCGCCCGCAGGUAGGUAGGUAAGCGGCUGUCAUGCGAUGAUGCGAUGCGUGCUCCCGUGUUGGUUCAUGUGGAUGAGGUGAGUAUCCAGGUAGGUGGUUUGUGUGUCUGAGCUUGUCGUGUGUCCGUGUUUGUGUGUGUGUGUGGGUGGGUGGGUAGUAUGUAUGUAAUCGUCCGUGCUGUGCCGGGCUAAUUGUUGACAAACAGGUGGACGGAUUCUGAUUUGGUUUAGUUGUCGAUAGGUUGUCGACAGACCACAUUCAGCAUCAUGAGGCAGUUGCCAAGAUUCUCUUGGUUGGUGUGGAUCGUGUACGUUUGCCUUUUUGUGUGCCUUGCGCGUGGAAAGGUCGAUAUGGUUGAUGCAGUGCAUUCACGCAGAGGACGUACGUGUCAGUCAGUUAUGCGCACAGCGUUGCUGUCUUCAGCAAGAGACAGCUGCAGAGAAUGAAAGUGUCAAGUGUCCUGACUUGACUGUUGAGACAGUGUCACAC